UCCAAAACUUAUAGUUUCAGAACGCAAAGUACUUGCUGUAUCGAUUCAUCGCAGCUGCUUUCGUGUUUAUAAUACGCCCAAUUUGUCUUACUUCCCUUCUAUUUACUAAGAAAAUUAAUUCACACAACAUGAGUAGUACAGGGGAGCAGUUAACCUUAGCCAGAGACAUAAAACGAGCCAUCGAAUUGCUCGAAAAACUUCAACAAAGUGGUGAAGUUCCUGCUACAAAGCUAGCAGCGCUGCAGAAAGUGCUUCAAAGUGAUUUCUUAAACGCUGUUCGUGAGGUGUAUGAGCACGUUUACGAGACCGUUGAUAUCCAAGGGUCAGCGGACAUCAGAGCCUCUGCUACGGCCAAGGCCACAGUGGCCGCAUUUGCAGCUGCUGAAGGUCAUGCACAUCCAAGGGUUGUCGAACUACCAAAGACAGAAGAAGGUCUAGGCUUCAACGUUAUGGGUGGAAAAGAACAGAACUCCCCCAUUUACAUAUCGCGUAUAAUUCCUGGCGGCGUUGCUGAUCGCCAUGGCGGUCUGAAAAGAGGCGAUCAGUUAUUAUCAGUCAAUGGAGUGUCAGUAGAGGGUGAAAACCAUGAAAAGGCUGUAGAAUUACUGAAGCAAGCUGUUGGUUCUGUGAAACUGGUUGUGAGAUACACUCCCAAAGUCUUAGAAGAGAUGGAAAUGAGGUUUGACAAGCAGAGGACUGCUAGGCGACGCACCAACUACAACUAAAUAAAAACAUGACCAGGUAUUGGAGUAGAUACAAAAUAUUUACUUGAACUCAAAGGAAUCAAGUAAAUUCUCAUAUACAGAAGUUUUAAUAUAUUUAAUUUCCUGACAGUUAUAGGAAAAUUCUAUCUAUCUAUUCUGAUCUCUGGAAAUGAGUCAAACAAUCUUAUGUUACAUAGUCAAGAUUUGAUCAAUAAAUUGUUUGGGAUAUGUUUUGACCAUGGUGGCAUUAAAUCAUUUGACAUGAAUGAUUGAUUAUGAGAGCGCCUUAACUUUAAUGACUAGACUAUCUUUAUGUCUGAAUGCUAUGAUAUAGUUUUUAAUUUAAUCUUAUUAAUUAUAUGGGUUUUUAUUUGAAAUUGUGAUUUAUUAUAACUAAUUCUCUAUCUUAUCUUAAAUUUUGAAGCACUAGAGGCAUUUUAGGAUGCACACCCCUUGAUAUAAAAAAAAAAAUUAGGCCAGAGUUAGGUAAGGACAUAGACAUAAUAUUAGUAAACAGGACUGCGCAUAUAAACCCAAAAAACGAGCCGAGUGAAACAGUUAGUACAGAGGCUGUCUGUCCCUUUCUAAUAGGGUGACUAUGAGAUUAAGCUAUGUGAGACAAAUCCGAAUUUGCUAAGAUUAUUAAACGCAGAUUGGUAUUGAAGUUUUAACUUACGCAGUUUGUGACUAAUAAUUAAAAGCCUUUAUAAGUGUCUUAAGGUCCCCGCUAAUUAUAAUUAGCGGGAAUUAGCAGUAUAAAAGCAGGAAGUUUUUUUUUUUAUUUCUACUUCAUAUAUAGACUGUUGAGCCAUUUAUGUCGCCUUUCUUCAUUUUUUGGGAAGCUAUAACAAUAGUACAACAGUUUUAAAAUCCAUCACCCAUAUUUUCACUCAUUACAAGAAUUCAUGGGCACCCUAGUUGUUUGGUUUACGAAAAUGUUAUUAUUAGCUAACCUGUGGAACGAUAUAUUGCAACCACCAUAGGAUUCACUUUUACAAGUAUAAACGCAACACUUUUUCACCAUUUAAGUAGUUUAAAUUGAUUUAAUACAAAAAAUAUGAACAAAAUUUUAAAUGCUGUAAUCGCGCCAAGAAUGUUCAGGGUUACCGCUAGAAAAUAAAAAAAAGCAAAAUAAAAAAUUAUGUUGUUUAUUUUUUAAUAAUAAAUACGAAUAAAUUAAUGCGAUUGUUAUUAAUUUGUUGACUUACAAUUGUUAAAAUAAGAUACAAAUUUUAUGUGAUUCAAUUGUUUUUUGGGAAGACAAAACUUUUGACAUAGACAUAAUAUUAGUAAACAGGACUGCGCAUAUAAACCCAAAAAACGAGCCGAGUGAAACAGUUAGUACGGAGGCUGUCUGUCCCUUUCUAAUAGGGUGACUAUGAGAUUAAGCUAUGUGAGACAAAUCCGAAUUUGCUAAGAUCAUUAAACACAGAUUAGUAUUGAAGUUUUAACUUACGCAGUUUGUGACCUUAAGAUACUAAUAAAGGCUUUUAAUAAUUAGAGGAAAUUAGCAGUAUAAAAGCAGGAAGAUUCGAAGUGAAGACUGUUUUUUUUGUAUUUCUACUUCAUAUAUAGAAUGCUGAGCCAUUUAUGUCGCCUUUCUUCAUUUUUUGGGAAGCUAUAACAAUAGUACAACAGUUUUAAAAUCCAUCACCCAUAUUUUGACUCGUUACAAGAAUUCAUAGGCACCCUAGUUGUUUGGUUUACGAAAAUGUUAUUAUUAGCUAACCUGUGGAACGAUAUAUUGCAACCACCAUAGGAUUCACUUUUGCAAGUAGAAACGCAACACUUUUUCACCAUUUUAAUAGUUUAAAUUGAUUUAAUACAAAAAAAUAUAAACAAAAUUUUAAAUGCUGAUUACGCGCCAAGAAUGUUCAGGGUUACCGCUAGAAAAUAAAAAAAAAGCAAAAUAAAAAUUUAUGUUGUUUAUGUUUUAAUAAUAAAUACGAAUAAAUUAAUGCGAUUGUUAUUAAUUUGUUGACUUACAAUUGUUAAAAUAAGAUAAAAAUAUAAAUGAUUCAAUUGUUUUUUUGGGAAGACAAAACUUUUGAUCACAACAUUUUUUUAUGCUGGCAAGGUGUUAGAAAGAGACAAACAGCCUCCGUUCGAACUAUCCCACUCGGCUCGGAUUUGCCUCUGUGUAUUAUGCAACCAAUUUAGUACCUUAUUGCGUAAGAAUAGAGUUCAUUUUCGUAAAUAUAUGUUUUGAGCGUGCGCAAUCUUGUUUAGUAAUAUUAUAUCUAUGACUUUUGAUCACAAUAUUUUUUUAUGCUGGCAAGGUGUUAGAAAGAGACAAACAGCCUCCGUUCGAACUAUCCCUCUCGGCUCGGAUUUGCAACCAAUUUAGUACCUUAUUGCGUUAGAAUAGAGUUCAUUUUCGUAAAUAUAUAUUUUGAGCGUGCGCAAUCUUGUUUAGUAAUAUUAUAUCUAUGGGUAAGGAGUACCUUUUUCAAUGUAAUUUUUCCCAAAUCUUCAUUGUACAAGAUGUAGAGCUAUUUCAAUACCUAUGCAAAAUUAUUGCUUGUCCUGUGCUAUUUUUUAAACUAUGCAUAGCUUUAAAAAAAAACUGAAAAUUGUUAUUAUGUUAACUAAUCAAUGUUUAUUUUUUAGUGAUAAAAACUUUUUAAGCUUUCUCUCAAACCUCUACUGUUGACAUAUGAUAUUAUGAUAUGACAUUGUGAGUGAAUACCAAGUUCAUGAAAGUUAAACAUUAAAAUAUUGAAGAGGCUGUCUCAACUGAUCUUAGCUGGAAGGACAUCAAACCUGCUGUUAAGUUUGAAGUACAUAUUGGAAAGCAUUCUGCAAAAUCCUUUGUUUAAUAUCAUCAUCACAAAAUAUUGUAUUUAUCUAUUUACAUAAAUAUUUACAAGGACAGCUCUAGCACACUAGUGUUUUGUUUCACAAAUGCAUUUGAAAUCUAUUAAAUACAUAACAUUAUAGCUUUGAACAUAAGAAGCUGCUUUAUGUUACCUUGUUAUACUCAUAUAUUAUUAUAUUUAAAAGAUUUAAGGGGUAAAUAAAUAUACAAUACAAAAUAAUUGCACCUUAUUAGUAUUGUGUUUGUUAACUAAUAUAAAGAUAAAUACAUUGGGUAUUUAAAUAAUUUAAUUAAUAUUAAAAACAUUUUAUAGUACUUAAUUGAUGAAUUUAUAUUAUAAAUGAAAAAUGUGUAAUGGUAAAAGAAUUGUUAUGAAUUUAUUUAAAAGUUGUCAGUAUUUUAGGAGGAAUAAAUAAAACUUAAUGAUAUAGUA
This is a messenger RNA of Helicoverpa armigera (cotton bollworm), 3955 nucleotides long. It is a transcript of the gene veli, whose product is annotated as protein lin-7 homolog C. The transcript has a single exon. NCBI's taxonomy places the organism in Eukaryota, Metazoa, Arthropoda, Insecta, Lepidoptera, Noctuidae. Bases 129 to 725 code for a protein of 198 amino acids. Gene Ontology annotation, biological process: neurotransmitter secretion; protein localization to basolateral plasma membrane; maintenance of epithelial cell apical/basal polarity. The record is from RefSeq and is a predicted model, not a curated record. Gene Ontology annotation, molecular function: protein binding. Gene Ontology annotation, cellular component: cell-cell junction; basolateral plasma membrane; synapse.